This is a messenger RNA of Aegilops tauschii subsp. strangulata, 944 nucleotides long. Its product is annotated as small polypeptide DEVIL 4. Gene Ontology annotation, biological process: negative regulation of cell population proliferation. The record is from RefSeq and is a predicted model, not a curated record. Lineage: Eukaryota; Viridiplantae; Streptophyta; Magnoliopsida; Poales; Poaceae.
GCCGCAAGCAGUAGUGCCAGAUACCAAGAACCUUCAUCAGAGCCAUGCCGAACCGCUACUGAAUCUGCAUAUUUCAACACGUAUGCGGCAGGAUGAGCUGUCCGUUAUCCGAAAUGAUUGUAUCCAUCAAUAAGAUCAAGCUUUUUGUCGGCGACAGGAACAAUAACCCACAUUCAGAUGCAGAGAUUUGUCCCCUGAGAUUAAAUAAAAAGAGGAAAUGAAGAAUUAGCACAGUUGCAUGGGAGGAAGGGCACUGCAUGCUCGCCUCCUCUAUAAAACCCCAGCCCCCGGGCUUCCCAGCUCCACACCACAGCAAGCUCCAACCAGGGAUCAGAUCUACACAGAGAGCAAACUCUCCUACUUUCAUCGCAUCUCUUCAGUUCAUCAAGCUAAAUGGGGAGUGUGAGGAGCCAAGGCAAGCAAGGGGGGAGGGUGAGCAGAGCUCUGAAAGAGCAUAGAGCCAGGCUCUACAUCAUCCAUAGGUGCAUCGUCAUGCUCCUUUGCUGGCAUGACUGAGCUCCAAGCUGCAUUUUCGUUCCUCCAUGGAACCCAUGAAGUCAAGGGUCCAUCCAUGGAGAAGUCACACUUAGAUAGGGAAGUAUCAUCAGUUAGUUAGGAGUAGAAGUAGAAGCUAGGAAGGAACUCCCAUGCUCAUGGCAUAUUGCUCUCAAGAAAGCUUGGUAGACUAGACAUUCUAUCAGUUGUUUCUUUACCAUGAGUUAUUAGUAUUUAUUUUUCCAUUUUUUCUCCACCUGUUUUCCCAUCUGCCAUCCCUUAGGCAGUGGGAUAUAUGCGGCUGCUGUAUCUUUUUGGACAUGUUGUGUACUGUACCCAUGCAUGGUCUGAUAGAGAUGAUUCAGUGAAAGAAUCAAAGUCGAACAUGGACUCUUGUCCUUCUACUAUGAAAUGAAUAUAUAUUCCAUCUUCUUUGGUUGUGGAGGUCA